This is a messenger RNA of Varroa destructor (honeybee mite), 7600 nucleotides long. RefSeq names its product formin-binding protein 1-like Cip4 (gene Cip4). Gene Ontology annotation, biological process: signal transduction. NCBI's taxonomy places the organism in Eukaryota, Metazoa, Arthropoda, Arachnida, Mesostigmata, Varroidae. Gene Ontology annotation, molecular function: protein binding. The record is from RefSeq and is a predicted model, not a curated record.
ACACGGCGAACCGACUGGCGAAAAGGAAAAAGCUGAUACAAGCAAUAAGGAAGACAGAGAGCCGCGAUCUGUAUCUAUCUGCCGAUUGCCGUGGCUGCUUCUACAGGCUGUAUGUGCAUGUAUUAACGAAUGGCUCGACUAUUGCUCCUAUAGGAGAAAACAAGAUAAGGCAAGGGUGAGAAAACCUCUCUAGUCGUCUACGGCUCAGCUGAACCGAUAGAGCCCCUAGGGCUCGCGUACACGCAUGCUGGCUGCUGCUGUUGUUGUGAGCCUGCUCUACCAGAUGCUGUGGCGCUUCGUUAACAACCGAGUUGUUAACGUCGAGCGCCGCUCGUCCUCAUAUUGCUGUGGUGCUGAUAGUGGGUAGUGAUAGUCUACGCUAGGGUCAGCUGCAGUUCCCAGGCGGUGAUGCUGAUGUGGUAGGACUGCGUUAUCCAACGUGGUGUUGCUGCGCCCUAUGCCUGUUUUCCAACCAGUGUCUGUUGCUGUCCCUUGUGAAUGUUGAGAUCUGCUGCUGCUGCUGCUGCUGUUGGCAGCAACAGACGGAAAAACAACAGCAGGAACAGCAUAGACACAUAAUAUAGUUCGAGUAGCUGUAGUGGUUGUUAUGGCUGUAGUCGUGUUCGUCCGAAUGUACGAAUAGUUUAGAGAAUAUACUGCGACUGCCCGUUGAAUAAUACCAGAAAAACGUAACAAAACAGCGCAUAAAGAUUGCCUAGUUGAUUUGCUGUAGUCGUCGUCGCCACAGCGGCCGAACACCAAGUCUACGAACGAACAAACUGACGAUAUAAGUAGUUGUUAUUUUUCCUUGCCCACAGACGACGACGACGACGACUAGUUGGAUACGAGUGGAAGCAUCGGCAACACUCGGUGUUAAUGUUGAUCAGCGUUUUGUUGUGUUGCGGCUCGAACCAUUAUUGGUAGGCUCGGAGGGUCGUUUGCUUCGUGUUAGUUGAAUCGGUUCCAUGGUCAUAGUGAAAUCGCAGGGGUGGUGUUUGUGACAGGGUCUCUCUGAGUGUGCAGUGCCCGCGACAGCGCUAUCGCCUAUUCAAAGGGAGUAAAGUACGAAGGCAGAAAGGGAACGAACGUGUGCGUGAGUGUGUAGCCACCGGCUGUGCGUGUUCUGGUAGAGUAAAGAAGCACAGCGAAAAACGUUGAGGGAGAAAAGAACGCCAAGUGUUAUCGCUCGCAAGUCGUGGCAGUAGACAACAGACAACGAGAACGCAGUCUGGACACGGCCAAAAGACUCAGACUUCGUUGCGGCCUGCGAAAAAAGAACGUAUGAACCGGUCGACGAUAAAGUUGAGCAACGCAACGAGCAGCAGUGACAGUCGCAGCGAAUUCCGUAAACUCGAGCACUGUGAUUGUUGCUUGCUAGUUGGUUAUAAGUGACUGGCUACCGACGAAUGACUUCGUAACGGUUGCUGCUAAAAAAAGCCGUUGUUCGAUCGCCGCAAGACGUGUGUUCUGCCGCGAGCGCUGGUCACCCAGUUACGGAGCGAUACUUCUCUCGAAUGCCCUCUCUGGCGUUUAGUGGAGAGCACUCCAACCUUGCCGUUACAACUCGUCUGGUCCCUCGCUUUAGAAAAAGGUUCAAAGCAGACAGAACACGCCAGCUUGUAUUGCGGCAGUGGCAGUGGAAUACCGUAGAAUCGUAGAGUCUGAGCUGUCGGAGUGGUUUUUUGCGAUUUAGUUGUUGUUCUCCGACGAAGAUGUAUUCGGCUGAAUAAGGAAACGACAUACUGCGCCGGGAAUCAGAGCAAAUUCAAGCAGAACUCUCUUGCGUGACAGCCGGGUCAAUUCCACGACGAAACGACACCCAAAAACGACGAAGCUUCUAUUCUGGCCUGCAGCUGGCGUUUCCAAAAGGUGCUGGCAGUUCAUAAAAUUUUUCUGUCGUGAAAAUUUAUAGAAGAAUAGAAGUAUAUAGCGAACGAACACCUCGAACGUGACAAGAAAAACGUCACUGAAAUACGGGAAAGCGUUGCAAAACAGUAAGAUUAUCACAGACGUUGAACGGCGCGUUCGUCCAUGUACUCUCAGCACAUCACUGACUGCUCUCUGACGCGCUCUGUCGUGAAGGUAGCGCAAGUAUGAUCAAGAAGCGCUUCUGCUAAACGCGCCCAACUCUACCACUCGGCCUAUCUCUGUUGCCUUCUACUUCGUUGUUGCUUUCUUGUCCAUAGUUUUGAUCCAAAACUGCUCACAUUGCGUCACCUGUAACGGCAUCAUAACAGGCAAAUACGUGAAAGCAUGCUAACAAAGGCUAUUGUUGUUGUUGUUGUUGCUGCUGCUGCUGCUGCUAUUGCUGCCGCUGCGGAACAACAACAAUAAUAACAUUGGUAACCGCAGCAUUAAUGUCGACGUGCAAUAGCGAAAAUUGCUGUUAACAAUAGGCACAUGGUCGUGUCCUGCGCUAUCCCUAAUUGGCUACAUGCUCGUUAACCAGCGUCAGCAGUAGCAGAGAUAGCGGUUUAAAUUCGAUAUCCAUAGCCAAUGGCGAUCCGUCGUUCCCUUAAUCACAGCCGUUCGAUUUCUAGCGAGUCGAUACUCUGUGCUGUUGUGCUCGCAGUUCAGAAGAGAAGGAUAGUGUAACAAUGUCGUAAAUGAUUAAAAAUAAAGGCAAGAAGAAAGUUUUCCUUAACUAGUAAGUUUGUCCAAUUUGUCUGUAAAUUAUUCAUGUGAAAAGUGGAGACGCCGAUAACAACAACGGUAGCGGCAGCAGCAGCAACGGUGCAGAUACUGACGACAGUCAAACUUGACAUAAUAUAUAAUAAGCGGUAUGUAUAUUGUACUGUAAGUGAUACACAUAUGGAUGCGCGACUGUUUGUGCGGGCCCCAACGAACUAGAGGAUACACUUAAUCGGUCCAAUACGGGUUGUAGUAGUACCGGUAGCAGCCUCACAAGACGUCCCUAAUGUGUUUCUAUAUAUAAAUCUCAAAGAACAUAGUGGUAUAUAUAUAUAUAUACGUAUAGAUGAUACGCGAACAUUGAGAGUGUAUGCAAAGGACGGGGCACCUUUUGCCCUUAGCUACUACUACUACUACUACUGCUACUAGUACUACAACCACUACGUCGACGGAAGAAAUUCUGUAGACAUGGCAAACACCGAACCCCCGAAUUGGGGCGUGGAACUCUGGGAUCAAUAUGAGAAAAUCUCAGGACACACCCUUAAUGGCGUGCAGUUUCUGGAGAACUUCCUCGCGUUUAUCAAGGAGCGUUCUGCCAUAGAGAACGAGUACGCCGACAAGUUACGCAAGAUGGCGCGGAAGUAUCAGCCGAAAAAGGCUCGACAGGGGCUGGUGGAGGAAGAUGACACUAAUUUCACUACGCACCUGGCUUUCAAUGCGAUGCUCAAUGAAAUAGCAGAUCUGGCAGGCCAGCAUGAGGUCAUCUCCGAAGUACUGGUUCAGAACAUAGCCAAGGAGAUUGCUAGCCUCGUCCGCGAGCUUAAAGACGAAAGGAAGCGCCUACUGGCCGAGGGGAGCAAGUUGCAGCAGAAUCUGCAAAGUUGUGUCCAACAGAUGGAGAAGUGUCAACGUUCCUAUAUUAAAGCACAUCGCGAUGCUGAGAAGAUGCAGGAGAAGUAUGAACGGGCCGAAAAUGAUAUGCAUCUCUCUCGAGCCGAGAUCAAUGUCGCUAGGCUGUCUUCAAUAUCUAAAAACCAGUUCUGUGAGGAAUCCAAGGCGGAGUACGCUUCACAGCUUCAAAAAACCAACGAACUCCAGCGAAUGCACUUCAACGAAUACAUGCCCCGUGUUUUCAGCGAUCUUCAACAGAUGGACGAGCGACGAAUCACGUGCAUUCAAAAUUUCAUGAAGGAAGUAGCACAAGCCCAGCUCAAGGUGAAUCCCAUCGUACUGAAAUGUCUCAAUGAGAUUAUAGCCGCUGCCGACAAAAUAGAUCCAGUCAAAGAUUCCGAAAUGGUCGUUGACAAGUAUAAAAGUGGUUUCUUCCCUCCGGACGAUUUCCCAUUUGAGACUCUGAGCGAAGAAAAGACGAACGGUGCGAGUCUUAACUACAGCAGCGGCGGUCCUCACCACAAAAAAGAGACGCAACGUGGAACGAUCUCUUCAAAAAUAAAAAAAAGGACGCUUCUUUCUACAAUAUUCGGCCCGUCGAAUAAGAACAAUCUUGAGGAUGCGAAGGAUGAGACUUGGUCGGACCUCCCGCCGAAUCAGCGGCGCAAAAAGAUCCAGAAAAGGCUCAACGAUAUCCGUGAUGAGUUGGCGCACGAGACGAAUCAGAAGGAUGGCCUACGAAGAAUGCGAGAGACGUACGAAGGCAACUCAGCGCUUGGAGACCCAGCAUCUCUUGACGCCGAAAGCGACCGUUGUACCAAACGUAUUGAUAGCUUACACCAGCAGGCACAAAGAUAUCAGAGCCUUCUGAACGAGAUCGAGUCCUCGACGCCGGACGCGGUUAAACGACAUAGCGGUCACGCUCGCGGCAACUCGAUCAUCAGCGCCGAGGACACGGGCUCUCUCUCGCGCUCCAACUCCGACGAAUCGAACAUUCACAACAAUUCAGUGUACGCGACGAUUGCAGGUGGAGGUGGAAACUACACGGGCAGUUCGAACGGCGAUCACGGUGCGUUCAACUCGGAAAGUGGCGUCGGUAGCGGUUCCCUCCGGGACAUCGAUGAUCCGGACUUUGACGCCCCCUGCAACGACGGUGAAAACGAGCCGCUUCCGCCUUUAGGCACCGCCAUAGCACUUUAUACGUUUCAAGCGGAGAACGAGGGUGCGAUAUCAAUGAACGAGCAGGACGAAAUGUACAUUGUUGAACUUGAUCAAGGUGACGGUUGGACGCGAGUAAGGAUGCGAAACGGCAACGAUGAAGGCUUCGUCCCUUCUUCGUAUCUCGAUAUCACAAUGUACAAUACUUGCUAGCAUGCAGGUGGCGCCAACUUUAUUAGCGCAGGAGGUCUAUACCUUCGAAAGAACACUAGCCUGAUCACUGUUAGUACCAUUGUGAUUAUCGUUAGUGCGGUUACCACUACAACACUAUUGAUUACCAGCGGCUAUUGCAUCAUGUUGCAUAUUCAGCCACACUUGCCCCCUAAAACGUCAUUGUGGUAUUAUUAAGUGGUGACGGAACAUUUCGACCAGUACAUAGCCUGCACAUUAGUUAUUACUAGUAGUCCAAGUGGUUCGCUGUGCAGACUUUCAUCAUCCAUCAUGAAUAAGCAAUUUGAAUGAACGUACUUUGACAAUUUCCGUAUCUGCAAAUAGAGAGGAUGUUUGUGGGGAUUUAUAAGAAUUAAGUGGACUUACAUGGGCUUGGUAGGUGUGGAUCAACUUCACCUACAAAAUUCUGCGUUCUCAAUAUAACACAAUCCACGAUAUUUAUUUGUCAGUCUCGAUUAUGUCCUUGUCAAAUGGAAGAGAUUCGUGGCGACAUUCCUAGAAAAAUUAUUUCAUGGCUACUUUAUAUAUAUAUAUAUAUAUGUAUGUAUAUAUAUGUAUGUAUGUACAUACAUAUAUAUAUAUACAUACAUAUAUAUAUAUAUAUUCUCUAUAAGACGUAAUUGCCACUGCAAACUAUGCUGUGGCGGCUGGUUUGCAAUGAGUCGAGUGCGCGGGAUAGACUUCAUUUUGUUUUUGUGCAGUACGGCUCUCCCAGCAGCAAAAUGGUAAUCAAUUGGUGUGUGAAGCUCUCGAUGAUUGUGAAAGUAGAAAUCGAACACAUAAGUCAUCAGUUGUGCGACAAACUUACGGUUUAAAGACUUACGGAGUAGAUUAGAAAUGCGAUUCCAGUCUAUACCGUACACCAUGCCAUUCUCCACAUAUAAAGCUAUGUGACAUGACCAUGAGGUGUAGAUAUACAUGUCCGAAAUUUCUGGAGAAGGCUUUUCCAUACUGAUAAGAAACAGAUAGUCGAUUGUGGCUAUUACUUCGUGAUCCCGUGAGAGGAUGGCUACAAAAGAUGUAUAUGCAUAUAUCACGAAAAACAAAGCUGUCGUACGCAUUUAAAAAGCCGAAGCAACCUUAAAACGACGUAAAUGUCAGAGUAGCCAUAUCAUAAUCUUAAAAUCGCCUUAAAGCCGAAACGGCGUGUGCACAUGAAAGGGUGCAGUGUAGGAGGGAUUUCCAGAACUUAGCUACAUCUUCGAGUCAGUCACAACGUACCAGUUGAUCGUUCGUUCGAGCUGUUAGAAUCAAACACAGGAACAGUGCACAUGUCGUCUGCAAAAGUCGUCUGCUAAAUGAGCGGUUUCAAUCGUAAACUUGGACUUCGAUGCAGAUUGACUAGCAAAAAGGAAAACCAGAGAAGAACCGUGGAUAUCUAGACAGAGCAAAUACGCAAAAGAUGCUAUUUAUUCGAAUGUGUAAUAAGGCAUAAAGAAAAGCAAAGACAGGAAAUAAAAAUGACACAAACAUACGACAAAGCUUGAAUAAUAUCGACUGCGAUCAAAUUCAUGGUGAGACCAGAAAUAUUUGGCGAAGAUCAAACUAUAUAUAUAUGAAAAUAUGUAAUUCCAAGUUCAGAUACAUAUUAUGAUAAAGGACUACUAAGACAAACAAAGGGGGUAGCAGACACGCACGACUCGCGCAAUGCUUACAUAAAUAUACAAAUCUAUACAAAAAUAUAUAAUAACAAACACAGUUGCGUAAGUAGACAUACAAAUAUCUAAUAGAUAUACUAAGUGCGUGAGCUGGUCGGCCAGAUAUAGUAAUGUGUUCCUAAACCAUUAUUUUUUGAUAAGCGACCUUCGAACCUCGCACGUCCCUCAUAGCUCAUCUAACUUGAGGCGAUCAAUAAGCUGGUGUAGAUCGGCACUUGAGAACUUAAAGCAGGCGCAAUCGCAAUUAAGAGAGGGAGAAUAGUUACACGACUGAGAUAGUCAACGCCGAGAAGCACAGAAAGAAAAAGGUUAUGUGGGUGUGCGGGAUAGGUUUUUAUUUUGGACGGGAGCAAAAAUUGUCAUGAAAAGAACUUCGUGACGGUCCCGAAUAUCAAGUCCAUUAUCCGAGAUUGCCGAAAUAAGCCGUGACUUCGUUCAACCGAAAUCGUCCUCGUUUCUUUUACGUUUGCUGCACAACAUUUCGUCGGUUCCCUUUCUGUAAAGUUCACUAUGAACGAUUGACUACUAUCGCGGACGAAGGAGGAGGCAAGAUAGAUAAAAAAAAAUAGGUGAAAACGUAAAAAAUCGGUCAGGGAAAUGAAGUUCAGGGAAUCACCGAAAAAAAGCAAAAUGAAAAAAGGUCGGUUAUUGUAUUAUGUAGUAUCUAGUUAGGCUACGCAUAGAAAGCCAAUAGAAAAAUAAGCAGAGACGAUCGGAGCGAGAAUCGAAUAAUUACGCGAAUGUAGCGAUUCGCUGAAAAUAUUAAGUAAUAACACAGGUAAGGGUAAAUAGGGAAUUGAUGCGUUGGAGAGCACCCACUAGGUAGCUCAAACGAAACUAGUAGGUGACUAUAGAACUCGUGUAUAUACUUCAAUCUUCAAAAGCAAAAUCCGAAGGGAAAGAACGGAGAAGCUAACAACAGAUGAAAUAGAAGAGCAAGAGGUCAACAUGUGAAAAGUCGAUCAGGGAAAUAAAGUCAACUGAGCCAAACAGAAAGAGAAGGAAUAAAGCUCGGUCACUUUAUUAUGUAA